AUGGUGAAUUUAGGCAAAGUCUGGCCGGAUAUGCAGCUGGCACUGGCCAUGACCCGUCGACAGAUGCACGAUAGAGUUCCGAUCGUCCCAGUGGCCUCUUUGACCAGCAAAGCGGUUCCGGCCGGCAAGACAAUUCCGACCGGCAGCCUGCCGGCGAGAACUCACGCGCUGGACCUGACGACAAGAAUUUCGUCUGAAGGCAAGAACUUUGCGGAACUCAAAUCGGCUUGCGUGGCCCCGCCAAAACAGCGGGUCGUGGACGACCACGACCGCCUGCUGGAUCCAGAGGCCUUCGACGAUCGUGAACGUUUAUUGGAUCAAGAGGCUUUGGGUCGAGACACUUUGACUCAAGAGGUUUCGGGUCCAAAGACAUCGGGUCCAAAAACUCUGGAUCGAGAGAUUGUGGACCUGCAUGAACUAAGCAUCCCAACGAGCAUGCAGCAGUCUGUUCAUCAGCGUGCUCCGCCGAUCGUUACUCAGGCGUUGACAGAUGAGGUCAUUUCAGAUCACGACGGUUUGGAAGACGAGUUUGAGAGUACGAGUAGUGACGCAGGAAGCGUCAGGACCGGACGGGUCCCUGCGGUGCCUGUGGUUGCGCACAGACAUCAUCGUGGGCACCGCAGGCAUUGGGAAGCUCCGUUGCCCGGAGUUGACUUGAGAUCCGAUUCGUUUGCUGCCGAUUUGGAGAGAGACCCAGACCAUGGGGAGGGGGCUGGUCGUGAGAGUUGUUAUCGGGAGUCGGAGGAGCUGCACAUCGGCAUCGUCGCAGACAGCGGACGCACGGCUGCAGGGUAUUGGUCGUCUGAGUCGGAUUGCCAUGUAGGCGUGGUGAUGGUUGACGACCUAUUGACCAGGGAUAAACAGAAUUACUCCGGAUUGCAACGACCGGGUCAGUACUCGGGGUCUUCAGAUAGCGAACCGUCGGAAACGGAAGAUGAUCUGGCGCAGGUUAUUUUGCCCGAGACGGCGGCUGAAUCCAAUUCCGAAUGCGAACCAGAUCGGCGACUCACGACAGAGGCCGACGGAUUGGCUGAUCGUCCGCAUCGUAAAGGAGUGUAUCAUAUUCCAGGUGUACACCGCCAUUUACCAGAUGACCACCACCACUUUACACCUGACAAACACCACCGUCAUGCACUCGACGACCAAAUAGUGCGAAAACCGUCGGGUUCAAACCCCGACCAAGACCCCCAGAUCGGCGAGAUUAGUCCGAGCCCUGGAGAGGAGCCGCACUUCGAAUGCCGGUCUGCAUCCUCAGGGGUCUACAGUCUCAGCUAUGCCAGCGAACCACUCGAUGAACCUGCGCGGACAGCGGCAAACUUCCUCCGAGCUGCAACCUGUACUUUCCCGGAACCAGCGACUAAAGGACGCCGACUCCUAUAUUCCCAAAAGACGGACCAGAGCAUUAUACUCUUAGCCCCGCCGGAGGAACCAGGGUCUGAAGAACCAGGGUCUGAAGAACCAGGAUCUGAGGAACCAGGGUCUGAGGAACCAGGGUCUGAGGAACCAGGGUCUGAGGAACCAGGGUCUGAGGAAGCAGGGCUUAAGGAACCAGGGCCUGAGGAACCAGGGUCUGAGGAACCAGGGUCUGAAGAACCAGGGUCCGAGGAACCAGGGUCUGAGGAACCAGGGUCUGAGGAAGCAGGGCUUAAGGAACCCGAUUCUGAGGAGCCCGCGUCUGAGGAGGCUAGGUCUGGUGAGCCCGAGUCCGAAGGAUCUCUGAAAAAACCUCGGCGCCCGUCCGCAAUGCAGCCAAGCCGGCUCGGGUCUGAACCGACCUUACUGGCGGAGGACGGUCACCAGGACUUGAGAAUCGUGGCUCCCGUUCUAUUCGGGUCGGAGCAGGGCGGGUUGGUGCAGAGAGGGACGCGCGAGUCGUUCCAGAGAGGGACGACCUACGACGAGGGCGUGGGGCUGCAAGACGGAACGAGGGUUCCGACCGAGGAAGAGACUCCGACUUCGCCCAAGGUUGCGGGUGAGGUUGCGGCUGCGGUUGGGUCUAGCGGAAGCCGUGCCUUGUCCGAGGGUUCCAGUGCCUUCGAGUCGGUCCCGGAGUCUUGGCAAGAAAGCGACGAGCUGGUGGACGUAUUACCCGACAGCGAGGAUCGGGAGAGCGGCGGGGACCGGGAGAGCGGCGGGGAUCGGGAGAGCGGGGGGGAUCGGGAGAGCGGCGAGGAUCGGGAGAGCGGCGAGGAUCGGGAGAGCGGCAAGGACGAGGAGAGCGGCGAGGACCGAGAGAGCGGCGAGGACCGAGAGAGCGGCGAAGAUCGGGGCCGGGAGAGCGAGAGCCCGAAAAGCGAAUACCGCCCUCUGGAGGACAUGACGCAGGUCUCUUUGCUGGUGAGCGAGUCGACCGUGCCGGAGCACGGCGAGGAGGAAGUGGUGAUCGGCGUGACGCACACGGUCAGCGCCUUUUCGCAAUCCGAUAGUUCCGCCUGGAGCGGCCUACCGGCCCGCCAUCUGCCGCCUCGGCCGGACUUGAAUGCGUUUUCGCCCCUGACAACGUCGUCGCCGCACGACCAGCGGGACUGGCGCGUGCCUCCGAGCAGCGACAGUGCCGGGGCUGCGAGUACGGGGACCAUGAGUGGCAGAAUAGACCGUGCCACAGUGGACAGUGUCACAGUGGACAGUGUCACAGUGGACAGUGCUACAGCCCGGCCGGUGGAUACGCCAGUGGUGGACACGCGAGAGGAGGACACGCGAGAGGAGGACACGCGAGAGGAGGACAAGGCCGUGAUUGAACGCAGAAUUGCCAUGCAUUUGGCGCGACGGACGCUGUCGAGACACCUGAGUGACCGGUUAGUGAUUCCGGUGUCAGUGAGCGAACGGGACCGAAUUUCGGUGGCCGCUCGGGAGGAGGCGAGUCGGCACUUGGACCUGUUCCUCUGUCGGCUCCCCUCUGCCGUGGCGUUGUCGCCGGAGGCCAUUGGGGAGAAGGAAAUGGUUCGGAGUAUGAUCGCGGUGCACCUGAUGAAGCGGUUGGACCAACUGAGUGCGGCGGAGCUCGCCGACAACGCCGAAGACCCGGUGACCAGCGCGCGCCGCGCCAACACCAGUCGGUUCCAAAAGGCUCUGAGCGACCUGCUCGCCUACCGUUUGCUAGUGCGAGCGCCGCAACCCCAGUUCAAGCUAGAGGCGGAAGACCGUGCGGCAAUCGCUCGCAAAAUAGACACCAUGCUCAAAACCAGGCAGAUCGGACUCAGCGUCAAAACCGCGCGGAAACGCAGUAACCAGGCCGUGGGCUCCGGCGCAGACCCACAGGAGAGACAAGAGGUGGUCAAGACACUAACGCAAAUGCUGGCAAACAGACUUUAUGUUAUACACCCAGGAGAUUCCGUCGCGGGAGACUCCGUCGCAGGAGACUCCGUCGCAGGAGACUCCGUGCUCGGAUACUCCAUGACCGGAUACUCCAUGACCGGAUACUCCAUGACCGGAUACUCUAUGACCGGACCACACUCGCUGGCCAAGCGACCAGACCAUCUGUUCGAGCAGGAUGGCGACUACGUACCUUCAAUCACCUCACAGGCGCGCGACGACCAGGACAAGGGUUUAGUCCGUAACGAGGAUAAAGGCCAACCUGGUAGCGAAGACCCAUCUUGCAUUGAGCCUGAAUUUUCUCAGUCGAUAUUCUCUUCACAAUCCGGGUCAGCUCAGUCAAGCUCCGCUCGGUCAGGGUCCUUUCGGCAAUCACCAAGAGUCUCCCAUCGGGAGACGGACGACGAAGCUCCCAUACCCUCGUUACGGUCUGAAGGGUCCUUCAGUGUCGUCCCCUCACAGGGCGACGACUUAGCCAAAAUCAUUGCCACCGGCUCCGGCACCGACAGUUCCCACACCCGGGCCGAGGGAGGUCCCCGACAGUUUGGGUCGACUUCUGGCCAGCCUCCCAGCGAAGAGUCACAGCCUAACGAGACCCGUCCAGCAUACACGGAACCUCGCUCGGAACAAAGCGAGCGGGAGGAAGAGAGUGACCAAGAGACUUCAAGCGGAGGGGUAUCGGAACAAAGAGAACAGGGUGAACUACCGCAGGAAGAACGAGGGCAGAACGAAGGAGAGGGGCAGAACGAGAAACGAGAGCACGCAGGUGACGAUGCAACAAGCUGCGAGGAGGUAAGUUACGAGAAGGUAAGUUACGAGAAGGUAAGUUGCGAGAAGCUAACUUGCGACAAGGUAAGUGGUGAGAAGGUGAGUGGCAGUGAGAGGGAUGUCCGCAAGGCGGAUGGUGAUCAAGUAAGUAGUGAGCAGGUAAGUGACUACGGAGCUUGGGAAGAAGAGAUGGGAGAAGGAACGAGCGACAAGGAGGCAUGGUCCGAAAGCAAGGGCAAGAGCCGCGAAGGCUUGAGCCAUACGAGCGAAGGCGAUCUAUCAAGCGGUUUGUCGGCCGCCGGAAACAGGGCAGAAGGCAGCGAUGAAGCGACACACGAGCCAUCCAUCACAAACGACCUUCGCGUCUCGCCAAGAGUUUCCUCUGAGGAGACGCCGUUUGUGGAAGAGCGGCAGUGGGUUGAAGAGAGUCAGUCGGGCGAUGAAAGUCCGUCCUGCGUGAUCAUGGAGACAGAUUCGUCUGGUGGGGAGGCGUCUGAGGAUGCCGCCAUCGCGAGUCACCCAAUGGCUGACACCUGGGAGUUUCCAGGAGUUCCGCCACUUGAUCCGCACAUGGUUGUUCAGCCCGGCUUGCGGGACGCCAGCCACGCCUCGGAGGACUGCUCUCUCAGUCCGCUUUUGAGAGGCCGCGAAAACGAGCUGCGUGGACUCAAGCCUCCUUUGGGUGACGAAAACAGUCCUGGCUCUAUCCAUCCCGACUCCAGCCGUCGCGGCUCCGGCCAUCACGGCUGGGGGGGCCGGGUUGCUGCCCCGCCCCCUUCCCUCCAGACGGACGUGAGCUCGGACUUGAUAGACCUCGACUCCUCGGUGCCUCCGACCCGGGCGUCCGAACCGGGAUCGGAGGAGGAGGCUUCUCCGAAAGGGCGGUUCUCCGCAUCCACCGACCUACUUGACAUGUCCAGUGCUGCGGACGACCUGGGCAAAGUUUAUGACCUGGGCGGAGUCAUCCAGGACGUGGACGGAGUCGUCCAGGACGUGGACGGAGUCAUCCAGGACGUGGGCGGAGUCAUCCAGGACGUGGGCAGCGUACCAGCAUCUAGAAACAACAUCCAGUCCUCACCUCUCUUGGUCGCUUCAGGCUCGCUUGCAGAAGUCGUCACGGACGGCGUCGUCCUGGCUCCCCGGCCGGAGCCAACCAUUUACGGUGGAGACUCCGGACUCGAAGACUCAGCCAGCCAUCCGUCAGAAGGGGUUUCCUCCACCUCGCCGCUGCAGCAGCCAGAUGUGCCGCUGCCGACAGCUCCUUUGGUCACUGAGCAGUCCCCGGCACUCAGCAACGGCCAGAUUGUCUUGCGCGAUGGAGUCGACUCUCAAGACGAAGACCCGUUCCAAGAGGGAAACGACUUUCAGGGUUGCGAGGUCGUCGGCGCGGAAGAAGGUGGAAGUGGGCCGGUUACGCAAAGUGGUGUUUCGGGGGAGACCCGAGAGUACCAGUUACGAGACGACGAGGAACUGUCGCCUACCGGGGAGGAGAGUAGCUCGUGGUCGGAGCAACCGCGAGGUACGCCGCAGUUUUAUGCCAUUUACUCGAACGUGGGUCGUCUAUCGGACUGGUCGUCUUCAAUGGAUCGGAGCAAUCGCGAGUCUGCGACGAACAGAGGUGCUGGGCGGAGUCCGGUUUCGAACGCGCGACCUGGCGCUAACGACAUUGGACGACCGGUGCUCCACUUCGACCUGCCGAGUUGCCAUGACGGGUCGACUGUAGGCUCCAGCGAUCGAGAUCUAGGCCGCCGCAGCCAGCUGGACUCCCGCAGCCAACUCAGCUCACUCCCAAUCCUGCAUUCAACCGGGAACAGUUCUCAGGACUCCAUGACUUCGAACGAAUCUAGCGGUCUGGAACCGCACGUGCUGCCAAGUCCCCAUGAUGACGCAAAUUCCCACGAUGACGCAAAUUCCCAUGAUGACGCAAAUCCCCAUGAUGACGCAAGUCCCUCAACCGAUUCCGAUGGUUUGGGAUCUCCGUCCGAUUCCUCCGGAACGAUGUCAGAGCCACCGUCCGGGUCGAUCCACCAGACAAUAUCUGAGACCGAGGAGUCGACAAUUUACUCGGCAAACGACGUGUCACAACCUCCGACCGGGCAAUCAUCGUCUACAGACCAUGUCAUGGGACGCCCGACGGGACGCCCAAGAGCUGCAGACUACCCCCUCGCGUCAACACAGUCGUCCCAUUGUGGAACCCCCACAGUUUCCGAAACUCCCACAGUUUCCGAAACUCCCAGAGUUUCCGAAACUCCCAGAGUUUCCGAAACUCCCACAGUUUCCGAAACUCCCACAGUUUCCGAAACUCCCACAGUUUCCGAAACUCCCACAGUUUCCGAAACUCCCACAGUUUCCGAAACUCCGCACCAAUCACAGGUCCAUCCUGUCGACGAUCUGACGGUAGGUGUGCAGCCUGAAAGAGUGUUUGAGGUCUCCAAUUCGGGUGUGUCGGAAUUCCUGCAGACGGAUGAGUCUGAGUUCGAUUUGCGACUGCCUUACCAAAGUGAGGAAACAGAAACGGAUGGUACGCUCUCCAAAUUGGAUGUCUCAGAUCACUGUUCUGUGAGUUGCUAUCCCGGCACUGAGGCUCGGGUGUUGGAUGAGGCAAUUGACCCCAACAGUUCCUGUCUCCAGUCGGACAUUGGGUCGUCGAGUCUUCAGUUCGAACUUGGUGGUGGCCGUCUCGACUCAGUCGUGGAACGCACGGCCAUGUCUGUGUCCCAGAUCGAGAGUGUUUCGGAACCCGACGACCGGACAGAUGAGGAUAGCACAUCAGAGCCGACCGGUCUACGGGAACCGAAAGAACCCUGGCGACAUGACACGCUUCAUGACGGGUGCAGUGAUCAUACGGAACGACCUACCCCACACGACCGUGACGGCCAACCCUUCAGUCAACUCGGGCAGUUCAAACACCGUCCCACAAUCCGGGAUACUAAUGCAACGAAAAACGGCUCCCAGAACGAAGGUCUUCCCUUAAUGGAAGGUCGUCCCUUAAUGGAAGGUCUUCCCACAAUGGAAGGUCGUCCCUUAAUAGAAGGUCGUCCCCCAUCCGACUCUCGUCCAAAUAUGUUGGGGCACAUGGCCGGAGUUACUACACCGUCCCUGGUCCGAGGCGGGACGGCGGCAGCCAGAGCCGUCCGAGGCUCCAUGAGUGACAUUUACGCCGGGACGGGCUUCUACUUCCGGGAACAAGAGCUGGUCCCGCGCCCUCAUUCGGACGAGCGCGCACUUAGUGCCAUCCGGAGCGCGUGCCAGAGCUCUAUGGACAGCUACCUCUCCGAGCCGUCCACAUCCUACGGCCACGUCGUCGAGGCCGUCGACUCCUCAGAUAGUAACCUGGUUUCCGAAGAUCUGAGCGGUCUGGGAGAGGAAAGCCUUGCUUCCCGUUCCUCGGCUAGCGUGAUCGCCAGAGAGACGACCACCUUGACGAAAACAACCCUCGGAGGGGCGAUCGCUACAGGCGGACUUGGUGAGAGCCGGGGAGUGCAGUUCUCUGACUCUUGGCACGAUGCCGACUUUGACAGGCCGCGUUCCGCCCGAGCUCCCACCUCGGGAGUCUCUGUACCGGAUCUGGAAACUCGGAGUCCAAACUCCACGCACAGGCCAGCGACCCACAGGCCGGCGACCCACAGGCCGGCGACCCACAGGCCAGCGACCCACAGGCCGGCGACCCACAGACCGGACGAAUGUGUACCGGCUCUCGCUCGCUUAGACCCGGGUCGUAUGAGCAUGACGGUGCGGGCUGAUUCGCGGUCGGACGAGACGGGAACAGUGGAGGACGCGGGUACUGAGAAUGAGCUGUCGCAAACUAGUCGCACUAACUUUAGUGGCUCGCAUGGCGAGUCCACUUACUUGCCGGGUCCGACCACCGACGGCGAGAGUUGCAUUCUGCCCACGAGUGCCUCCCUCGUAAGUCAAACACACUCGACUUCCCAGGGACCCUCUGCCUUCUACGGAACAGAAGCGGACCCCCACGAUCUGAGACCCCAGCGCUCUCAUACCGCCAUGGCACCCCUGGACGUAUCCCCAUUGGGCAGCACGCCUGUUGGGACACCCCUGCGCAGCGCGCCCUUGGGUAACCCGGCCUUGGACAGCGGAACGUCCAGUCUUUCUGACUUAGCCCUGGGAGGCCGAAGUCACGUCCACUACAAAGUCGACUGCAAUUCCGAACUGCCAGACAAUCCCAUGGGCCUACCCAGUCCGAGAAACUGGGACGAAAAGUGCGCACUCGCUAACAUGCCUCAAGGAAAGUUACCGGGACGGGACUUGCCUUUGUGUGGCUUUCCUCCAUGCGACGUCGCUGGACAUGGCCUGCCUGUACGAGACCUGCAUGAAGCCAACCCUUUGGAAGGUGGGAAAAUCGGGCUAGGGAUCGAACGCUCGAUGGACGGAAAGGAGGUGGACAAUUACCAUGGGGACAACUACUAUGUGGACAAUGACCAUGUGGACAGUUACCGUGCGGAGUUUCCCUUGACCCGUCGGCAGUCUGCAGGGCGGUCAAUGUCCCUGAGUCGCCGGCAGUCUGUGAGCAGUCGCAGUCGCAGUCGGUCGAUUGCGUCCUUGGGACCGAGUUCGCUGGAGUCAGACAUGACGCACUCGGAACACGCCGACUCCUCGGUGGCCAUGGGAUCGCAGACCACGGACCGUACGCUCUCGCUCGAGGCGGUCGGGAAAGUGGUCGAUGUGGGCGACGCCAAUGCUGACACAGUGGCAGGUGUAGCCGGUCUGUCCCCGAUGAAUGCGUUGGGACAGGGGGUGGAACAGAACAGCCAGUUGACGAGCUUUAAGGCCGGGAUUACGAAGAUGCUAACCCGCAGUCACUCUACCGUCGGGAGUCAAUUGCCGGGAACGACCAACGAUUAUAGUCGGUCCCAAAGCGCCGACCAUAACGAAAUCGGUGGUUCGCGUUGGGACGUUGAGGAACGAGAAAGUAGCCACCUGACUGAGAGUCAGUUGGAUAGCUGUCUGGAUGAUGAUGAGGACGACGAUCGGACACUCGAUGGAACCUUUGAAAGCGGUUCCGCUCUCUGCCCAUCAGUGCAUCUCGCUAAUCGACUUGGCUUGAUUUCCCAACCCACGUUCCCGGGUCUCAGCCUCAACCCCGGUCUCAGCCUCAAUCCCUGCUUCGACCCCUGCCUCGAUCCCGCUCGGGAACAGGUUUCCCGAGCUCAGGUUCAACUUGAUAGUGGAGACCGGGUCGGAGUCCUUGCAGACGACCACCUAACCGACCAUCUAAGGGACCACCUAGAAUUAGAUCCUGACUACCACCCAACGCUAGACCCUGAUGACCAGCUGACACCAGCUCCUGGCGACCAGUCCCCACUAGCUGCAGGGUACAGAUUAGAGGAACUGCGAUUCGAGAAGACCGAGAAAAGGGUUAAUGAUGAAUGUUACAUAGCCACUACAGAUGGUACUUUGGACAUCGAGGAAUUCCUGGCCUCCAACAAGCUGGACCUGACUGAGGCAAACUGUAGCGAGGAAUCAUCUGAAGUCACUAACGGUGACAGCGAGUUUGGGUCACAGCUGCAAUCCGGGCUUGAUGACCGCGAGGCGGAUGACCACGAAGGGGCAGACCACCACGAAGUGGAUGACCACCACGAAGUGGAUGACCACCACGAAGUGGAUGACCACCACGAAGUGGAUGACCACCACGAGGUGGAUGACCACCACGAGGUGGAUGACCACCACGAGGUGGAUGACCACCACGAGGUGGAUGACCGCAAGGAUGAUGACCAUGAAAUGGAUGACGGUGAGUUGUGCGAUGAGCAGACUAUGUGUCAACGGGGGAGGAAAGGGGUUCAAGUGCCUGCGUUGGACGUGACUAAUCUUGAUGCGCAUCGGUUCGACGAUCAAAGUUACGGGGAUCAUUCACAUUGCUUGGAUAGUUACAUGGAAGACAGUCUGCGGAAUUAUGUACCAGCGUAUGGUUGUCUGUCGCCGGCUACCAGCGUGAUGAAUUCCCCACAGCUUACAUGUGAGUCUUUGACUUACUCACAGGCGCACCCUGAAUCGUCAGAUUGCCGACCCCGAAGCAGACUCUUCACAGAUGGGACUCUGGACCUGUCUGUGGCCUUCAGUCCAACGAGCAGUGCCCGAGGAAUCACCCCCCGAUCACUAACACCACGUGUAGAGAGUCCCGAGCCCCGAGCAGCGGCUGAGCACCGUAGUAGCGAUCAUCGUACUAACGACCGGAGCGAUGUUCAUCCUAGUGGUGGCGAUCACGAGAUUGAACACCCGGGGAUUGACCACCCGGGGAUUGACCACCCGGGGAUUGACCACCCGGGGAUUGAGAGGGGUUACUCGCCUGAGUACGUUCGGGCGAAUUACCCAGUGGAGCUACGAGGACCAUCGGAAAGCUACGAGGACUCUGACUUGGGUCAUAGCUUUGCCAGUGUAGGAGUGAAACCGAGGCAAUCAGGGGAUCAACUGACGGACUUUAUAUUCGAAGCUUCAAACACACAGGCUGUAAUGACGUACGUAGACACUGUCCAUACGUUAUUGAGCGAGACGCACAGCAUUCCGGAAACGCGGAGUGCCAUGCUCGGUACGGCAGAGGGCAGUCUCGGUGAUCUACCCCAAUUGACUUACUCCAAAAGCGCCAACAAAAGCGUCGGCUUCCACUGCGAUUUUAGCCGUAGCUACACCUACGACGGACGCGCCCACCUGGACGUACCAAUCCCUGAGAGAGAACAGAGGGAGGUGAACGGGGUUAGGGAACCCUCAUACAAUAAGGAACCGGCAUCCGAUAAAGAAUCCGGGUCCGAUAAAGAAUCCGGGUCCGAUAAAGAAUCCGGGUCCGAUAAAGAAUCCGGGUCCGAUAAGGACACGCCCGGGUCCGAUAAGGACACGCCCGCGUCCGAUAAGGACACGCCCGCGUCCGAUAAGGACACGCCCGCGUCCGAUAAGGACACGCCCGCGUCCGAUAAGGACACGCCCGCGUCCGAUAAGGACACGCCCGCGUCCGAUAAGGACACGCCCAACACAUCUUCUCUGCGAGGCUUGCGGCCCCGACAUAAGAGCCAUGACAAAAUACGCUUCGCCGACGCUGUCAUUUCUGACUCUCCCGAGCAGCCGGAUGCAACUCAGCCAGAUUCAGUCCAGCCGGAUGCAAUUUUGCCAGAUUCAGUCCAGCCGGAUGCAAUUCUGCCAGAUUCUGUCCAGCCCGAUGCAACCCAGUCGGAACCCACGAUGGCCGAGGCUCUGUCUGCGACCGAGACCGAGCACGAUGUGCCGGCAGAACAAUCUCAGAAUCUCGACGAGCCGGCCGCUGAGAAGCCGGUCGCACAGAAGGAUGAGCCAGCUGGAGAAAAGAAACCCUCGUCUGAGCAGAAAGACGGCAAGAAGAACGAGUCGUCCGGCGGAGGCUACCGCCGGUUAUUCGGCAACAUGCUGAAAGGACUUGUACCUACUCAACGACCCAGCCAUGGGGAGAAGAGUGGCUCGGAAAGAAGUGGUUCGGAUAAGCAGGAACUGUCAAAAGAAGAGGACCCCACUAAAUCCAGCCAGCGAGAGGGUUCCUCUGACGGGAAGGGCAAACUAGAGUCCGGGGGUUCUGAAAGGCGUCCCGCGGAGAAAGCCGGCGGCUUAGAACUGGACGGUUCCGAACUGGACGGUUCAGAACCGACCCGUUCAGAAUCGGAUCGUUCGGAACCAGUCCGUUCAGAAUCGGGGGGCUCAGAUUCCAUGGAUCAGAGCGUUCCCGCAGCCUGCAGUGGAGCUGACCCGCGGGGUGCGACCCCGAAUGUUUUGUACCCGGUUGAGCCCCUUGCAGCCCUGGGCCGGCAGGUCUCUCCAAUGACGAGGUCUGCGACUGCGUCCCUCCUUGACGAGGACCCGGUUGAUGAGUACAUGGUGGGCGAGCAGGCGCUGGAACAGUCCGGGGCAUCCACUCUAUCUCCGGAGUCCUUUUCUGCAGCAACGGAACCAAGCUCAGGGCCAGGUGCGGGUCGAACCGGCGACGUGGAUCCAGCCGAGGGCCAAGCGACCAAGUCGGCGGAGAGCUCGGAGGGCAGGCAGUUGUCGGCAGUGGCUCAAGGAGAGCCUGAAGAGCGCUUCAUCUUAACUUCGCACGUAUCCCGUGACUCGACGGGGUCUGCCAGGAUGGCGGGAGAUGCCCCAGGAGUGGACGUUAGCGAGCGAUCCUUCCUCGUGGCAACGCGUUAUGGGUCGGGUUCGAUGCCGUUGGGCGGUCCGAUGCCUUUGGGCGGUUCGAUGCCUUUGGGCGGUUCGAUGCCUUUGGGCGGUUCGAUGCCCUUGGGCGGUACGUCUCCUUUGACGGGCGCGUCAUUCAUGUCAGAUCGUUUGUCACUUCGGUCGUUGAGUUCGGGUGAACCAAGGUUGUUGUCGUUACGCUCUGCUGAAGGUAACAUGUUACUGGAUCGUGCGGAUAAUGUGUUUGUGAUGGAGCGAACUCUGUCACGCACUUGGUCUUUGUCUCAGAGGCAUUCGUUAUCCGAACGGCAUUCGUUACCGCCGCCGCCGAUUCAUGAAGAUGCAUCGCAGUGUGAGACGCCGGAUUGUUGCACGCCCCUGGCUGUGCAGCGAUGUCAUUCGCUUGCUCUCCGACAGCGGACAGAGGAAACGACAGAUGGACGUCAGCCUAGACUCUUGGGCCCGCGGACGGUGGAACACUUGGUCAACCACACACAAGAUGUGUGGCCAGAUGACAGGGCAACCAUGGAGUUGGGUAUAUCUCUGAGUGCCCAUAAGCACCGACGAUACGCGUCGCACACUGGUCUUGUUCGAAACUCAGGUCUGGCAUCAGGGAUCCGUAUGGGGUCGUCAUCCGCCGUAACGCCGCUGUCAUCUUUCAAUCCUGCAACCACUGGUAGCGCCCGGCUGUACUCCAACUCCAGAGUCCGACAGGGUUCCCGAUCAUUACACGCUAUUGCUGAAUCACAUAACGAACCACCUCUCUUCGUCAGUUUAGACGGACCCUACAAGGAACCAGAUUCCGGUGGGCUUGCACACCGCAUGCCUACUAGUUGUUACCCCAACAUUGCUAGGUCCGGUGGUAGCAAUUCUGAAACGGAAUGCCACCUCGUUCACCACGGUUCAGGCUGCAGCGACUCUGCUUCUCUUGACGGCCCCGAAAAUUCCGCCACCGGGAACUGCGUCUCCGAUAACGAAGAAACUCCUAACAGUCCCAGAUGCAUCCCCGACCCCGCGUCAGAAAGAGGUACCUCUCCCUGCGGCCUCACUUCCGUCGUGCUAACUAGCCUGCCCGUCGUGCUAACUAGCCUGCCCGUUGUGCACUCCGAAGAUCUGGGUCUGGACGCAUCCAGAACUAGCUCAAACCGCCAGUCCGACGAAGAGUCUCUACUUCGGCCAGAAACCUCCUCCGACGAACUUGCGGUGCCGGAACCGGUACUGAGUGAACCAAGCGAACACACUUCUACCGUAUCUGGACUUGGCUUGGAUUCUGUUCAACUUGAUGGGUCACAACAAGCUCUGCCAGGUGGCUUUAUCUCGGGCGAUAAUGUAGUGGAUGAAAACGUUGUUCUGCUGGCGGGUACAAGGGUUCUCCCCGCCCACCCCUUGGCUCAAAAGACUCCAGACUACUCGCAAGCUCCUGAAUCGACUCUUCCCUCCGCCUUUAUUCUGACAAAGACCUUGAACUCUCAGGCCCAGACCUUUGCCGACUCUUCCGAUGAUGACCUGGCACAAUUCGAGAAGUCUAGAAGAGCUUUAUUGCAGGGUAUCCACAGUCGACGAAGCAUUGAUGUAGAGGUACUGGGAGAUGAUGCCAUGAUUCCCGACGACCCGAAGAAGUCAAGGAUUGAGUUGUUGCAGGAUACCCGCAGCCGGCGUACGAUUGGCUCUGAUAUUGAGACACCGGAAGACAAUACCGUAGUGAGUUCCUCGAUUCCCGACGACUUGGAGAGAUCAAGGACUAAGCUGUUCCAAGAUAUCCAUAGGCGACGGACAAUUGGCUCUAGUAUUAAGGCGUCGGGAGCUGACACAGUCUUGGACGCGUCGAUUCCCGACGACUUGAAGAAGUCAAGGACUGAGUUGUUGCAGGAUACCCGCAGCCGGCGUACGAUCGGCUCUGAUAUUAAAGCCUUGGGAGAUGACACGAUAUCGGCUCCGUCGAUUCCUGAUGACUUUAAGAA
Molecule: messenger RNA, 14189 nt
Organism: Gregarina niphandrodes
Lineage: Eukaryota; Apicomplexa; Conoidasida; Eugregarinorida; Gregarinidae
Exons: 1
Source: RefSeq, a predicted model, not a curated record